This is a messenger RNA of Megalops cyprinoides (Indo-Pacific tarpon), 3903 nucleotides long. It is a transcript of the gene b4galt5, whose product is annotated as UDP-Gal:betaGlcNAc beta 1,4- galactosyltransferase, polypeptide 5. Gene Ontology annotation, molecular function: UDP-galactose:glucosylceramide beta-1,4-galactosyltransferase activity. The transcript has 9 exons. NCBI's taxonomy places the organism in Eukaryota, Metazoa, Chordata, Actinopteri, Elopiformes, Megalopidae. Gene Ontology annotation, biological process: glycoprotein biosynthetic process; carbohydrate metabolic process. The record is from RefSeq and is a predicted model, not a curated record. Bases 433 to 1581 code for a protein of 382 amino acids.
UCGUAAUGCCCCAUUCAUCACUACUGGAGGAGAGACUGUGAGGCAACUAUCCCUUAGCACCGUGAUGAUGAGAUUUCAUUGAAACACUAACAGUAUUAACGAGCCUCUGAGCAGUGACCCGUUGAAACUAAACGCCGCUGCUAAUGGUUGUACAGACGGGAAAGAUUUUAAUUUUAAGAUUGAGCAACGUAGCUAGCCAGCCAAUAUUUGGGAUACUUUUUAACGUUAGUAGCUACCUUUUCUGCUCGCGAUCUCUCUCCGUACUUCCUCGCUAGAUACUCCUCCCGCUGCAGCAAGCUCAGUCUGCUAGUUACACGGCGUGUAUACAUCAAGAGGGCUGGUGGAAGAUUUUACACUAAUUCAUCACGCAUUUAAUUUAAUCGGUUACUUGAAACGUUUCCGUAUUUUUCCAUCCAGCUAGCUAGCUGUACAAUGCCGACACAGUUGCGAUUCCCGAGAAGGUCAUUCCUUGGGCUUUUAUUUCUGUUCUCGCUUUCCACUUCGGCACUGUAUUUCAUCUAUUCAGCACCAGGCAUCGUGAACGAGUACCUGUUCAUGGUCCAGGCCCGGGGAAUCCAGAUCAGAGAGAACGUGAAGAACAUCGGGGCUCAGGUCCUGGAGCAGGUGGUGCGAGGAGCCUACAGCAAUGUUAAUGGCACAGAUUACGCCUAUGACUUCAACCUCAGUGAGCCGUAUGUCCAGGCAACCACCUACCUCCCCGAGGGGUUCACCUACCUACCCAGCCAGAGGUGCCCCGAACGGCUGCCCUCAAUGAAGGGCCCGGUGGAUGUGAACGUGAGUGAGAUCACUCUGGAGGAAGUGGAGAGGAGUCUUCUGGAGGGGGACCCGAGCCUGAGCACUGGGGGACACUGGAAGCCCAAAGACUGCAUUCCGCGCUGGAAGGUGGCGAUCCUGGUGCCCUUCCGAAACCGCCACGAGCACCUGCCCAUCCUCCUGCGGCACCUCGUCCCCGCACUCCAGAGGCAGCGGCUGCAGUUCGGCUUCUACGUCGUCGAGCAGGCCGGGGACGAGCCCUUCAACCGCGCCAUGCUGUUCAACGUGGGCUUCCAGGAGGCCAUGAAGGACCUGAACUGGGACUGCGUGGUCUUCCAUGAUGUCGACCACAUCCUGGAGAACGACCGCAACUACUACGGCUGCGGGGAGAUGCCCCGCCACUUCGCCGUCAAGCUCAACAAGUACUCCUACAUGCUGCCUUACAAUGAGUUCUUUGGUGGGGUCAGCGGCCUUACGGUGGAGCAGUUCAAAAGUAUAAACGGCUUCCCCAAUGCUUUUUGGGGGUGGGGGGGCGAGGACGAUGACCUCUGGAACAGGGUGCAAUUUGCGGGAUACAAGGUGAGCCGUCCGCCCGGCGACGUCGGCCGCUACAUGUCCAUCCCCCACCACCAUCGCGGCGAAGUGCAGUUCCUAGGAAGGUACUCGCUUCUCCGGCGCUCCAAAGAGAGGCAGGGCAUGGACGGGCUUAACAACCUGAAGUACACCCCUCAGGUCUCCCGUAGGCCACUCUACACAAACAUCACUGUCCCCCUGACCCGAGAGCUGGCCCCCAUCGCCGAGUACUGACCCCGAGGUCAGCAGCGGACACCCCUCCCCUCCUCCCCUUCCCCACGCAUUGGCUGAAGCACUUAAUGUGGCGGCGCCCAUGCUUCCUGUAACAGCCACCCUUCAAAAAUCUCAUCGCUGCUUUGAAAAAGAAGCUGGUCUUUUUUUUUUUAAGCGCUGUCGUAUAAGGGUACGCAUGACCUCAUCGCAUCUGUAAGAGGUCCUUAUUGCAGACCUCCCCUUUCCUGAACCUGUCUGUCUCCUGCUGCUGUGAGCGACCCCUCUCUCCAGGCCCCAAAACGGGCCCAGCCAUGUCUGCAGCAGUGUUGUUGUCAUGCCUUACACCCAUUUGCCUCGCGCCAAUUUUUUAUUUUUUUUUUGCCUUUUUCUUUUGCUCAUUCAUUUUUUUUCAUUCAUCCAUUCGUUCGUUCAUGCAUCUAUUUCUCAUGCGUUUUGCCUUCCCGUAUCGCCAUGUGAGUUUCCUCCAGGCAAAUGGAGGAAGCAGGCCAGUCCAUGUCUCGCAAUAAGCAGACGGGAAGGCGUGCACCCACUGGCAGAAACGACCGGGAAACAGCGCCCCUCCAUACCCAGCUGGGACCUCGCUGUGCGCCGGCUUCUGCUCCGCACUCUCCUCUGCACUGAAAAUUUACACUUAUGGAAGCACGGACGAGCCAAAGUCCUCGCUGGUCCUGCUAGAAACGGCAGGGCUUUUUUUCUUUUGUUUUAAUUAAUUUACCCGCACUGAAAGAGGGCCAGUAACACUGGGAGACCACUCGAAAGGGAAAGUCUGGGGGGAAAAAAAAACUAGCUCCGGUAUACACGGAGACCGCAGACUGGACCGUGACGCCCAAGUCUUCCCGACUACGCCGCCGCCCGACUGGACCGAUCACCUGUGACGCUUCUCCGAUGGUGUCAAGAAGAACUUAACCUCUUAUGCUCUGAGACUGUGUAACUACUGGUUGAGGUGGUGUGAUCCUUAGCUUGUUUGGAACUUCUUAAAUGCACUGAAGUGGGUGGCGGUAGUGGUUCCCACACGGGUACACACACAAACACUGUACACACACACCGGACUUGAGAUUUGUACUGCGCACACCUAGGUGAUCUCUGGAGGGCUGUGGAGUGCAGCCCCUCAGGUCUUGAAGGGUCUUCAGUAAUGCCUCAUUGGAUUUGUCUGCUGGCUUUUUUUAGCUGCCCAGAAAAAAAGGAGGAGCAAACUCCACCAAACAGAAACAGAACCGUUCAGAGCGCAAAUGACCUCCCCCCCCUCGACGGGGAUUCUCCCACCGCAGGUGCUCUAGUUCUAACAUUAUUAUUCUGUGAGCUCAGCCCAGCUGCCAGUUCCCAUUUUGUCUUCACACUUACUAGCGGCCUGGAAAUGCUCGUUAUCGCCACAGGAAUCAAAGUUGUAUGCAAACCUCUUUCUCCAGGCUGAGACAGCGAAACCCUGCCCCCACUUAAACAGUGGCAGCGUGGUGACAGAGACAAAUUGAUGCAUGCAAACCGCUCGGCACGGCGCACCUGUGCAAACACACGCAUCUCGCCGAUGUGAUGCGCCUUUGGCGCGGCUGCCAACUGAUUUAGCUGCCGACGGUUGGCGCUGCUAUUGUUUGCCAUCACGGCGCCACGGGCGGGCAGACCCUUGUGACCUGGGAAGGCCCCGCAUCCGUCCACCCCAAUUGUUUUCCUCUGUUUGGGAAACCAAACCAGAUCCAGCCACUUUGGAUUUUCCACACCGUUGUGGGUGGGCCGUCGACAAAGGGGUGUGCACAGUAGAUUAAGGACAAUGAGCAGGGCUUCCUGCCGAUCGAUGGCGGAGCAAAGUGUGCACUCAAGGAGAAGAUGUUGAGUCUUCUUCUUUUAGAGCUAUUUAAGAGGUCUGAACGAUUCUGGGCUCAUCUGAGAUAUCAAGACAGGUUCUAUUUUCAUCUUUAAUUGUGACUGUUAGAAGGACGAGAUGGGAACAACACUGAAGUAGAUUAAUUUAGACUACAUCACCUCAUUCUGGAUGGUACGUCUCACAGACAGACCAGUAAAUGGAUGGAGGAGGGUGGCGCUGAGAACAUUAACCACACAGGCCCCGUACCUGUUCAGCCCAGACCUUCCUCAUCUAGUAUGUAAGCGCUUUAAACAAUGGCAGGCUGUGGGAGGUGUCUGCACUUUCCCCUCCUAUGCCGGGCAUGCAAAUCGUCACUGUGAGCCGAGACCGCCCUUCAGGCCUGAACGAGCACAGCCGGAGCCGCAGCGGGCUCACACGGAGCUACGCGGGCCCCCCCUGCAUGGUGAAAAAGAAGACGCAGGUCACGGCGGGUGUCUGAGUGAAGGAUUUGCAUGUGGCGCAUCAGA